Molecule: messenger RNA, 880 nt
Organism: Phalaenopsis equestris
Lineage: Eukaryota; Viridiplantae; Streptophyta; Magnoliopsida; Asparagales; Orchidaceae
Product: peptidyl-tRNA hydrolase, mitochondrial
Exons: 8
Coding region: 65-817 (250 amino acids)
Molecular function (GO): peptidyl-tRNA hydrolase activity
Source: RefSeq, a predicted model, not a curated record
UUUGCCUCUUCCGAGAAGGAACUUUAUCAUGUGUGCAAGUUGAUUUUGCGCGUUAGGAUGAACGAUGCUAGGCUUUCCCGCCGCCCUAUCCUCCGCCGGCGGGAUUCGUCUGUCCGUCUCCGGGCUAACGAAACGAUGCCCUAAGACGAUGUCGUUCUCUCGUCACUAUCUCCCAUCGUCGACAUGUUUCUCCACUCUCUCUUCUCCAGGCGAUUCCUCCGCUGCCAAGCCGUGGCUCCUGGCCGGCCUCGGAAACCCAGGAAAAAUUUACCAGGGGACACGACACAAUGUGGGUUUUGACAUGAUAGAUACAAUAGCUGAAGCUGAAGGGAUUUCAGUGGCCAAAAUACACUGUAAAGCAUUACUGGGCAAAGGUUGCAUUGGAGAUGUUCCUGUCAUACUGGCUAAACCACAAACUUUUAUGAAUUUAAGUGGCGAGUCUGUUGGAUUACUUGUUUCAUAUUUCAAAAUUCCACUGAAUCAAGUACUCCUGAUGUACGAUGAUCUAGAUUUACCUUUUGCAAAGUUGAGGCUAUUACCAAAAGGUGGGCAUGGAGGACAGAAUGGGAUGAGAAGUGUGAUUAACCAUCUAAAAGGAAGCCGGAACUUUCCACGUUUAAGAAUAGGCAUUGGAAGGCCACCGGGAAGGAUGGACCCUGCUGUUUUUGUUCUAAAACCCUUCACCAAGAAGGAAAGAGAAGAGAUGGAUUUCACUCUUCAAAGAGGAGUAGAAGCUGUGAGGAUUUUAUUGCUCCAUGGUUUCAAUAGAAGUGCUUCUUUUGUUAAUGCUCCACAGCCAUCAGAACUCCUGAACUAACUAUUUUUUUCUUUGUUCCUUUUUAUUAAGGCCAUCAACUCUUUUUUUUUUUUUUUUGGUGUG